CUGUUUGAGUAAUUGCCAUUACUUUAAACAGUGAUCAACUGUGUAGAAUAAUGGCUUUGUAGAAGUGGGGAUCUGUGUGGAAAUGCCUUCUGAAGGGAGCUGGGGCUGUCAUGUGUAAAUCGGUGUGUGGUUGGGUGGCCGAGCUAUGUGGUUCCCGCCCGGCGCGGGGCUCGAACCGGCAACGUCCGGAGCCGCAGUCGGGCGCCCUACCCCUGAGCCGCGCCCCCGGCGCGGGGCUGUCGGGCGGGCGUUUGGCGGGAAGAGAUGGCUCAGGGGCAGCGCGCCGGGCUGGGGACCGGCAGGUCACCGGUUCAACCCCCGCAACCCACCGCGCUCUUUAGCAACGCCGUUCGGCACCGCAGGGGAGAGCUUUCGCUCGGGGACACCCCAACUGCCGCUUCGACUACCGCCGGCUGAUGGCGGAGAGGAAACCACCCGCAGGCCCGCUCCGUACGGCGCCGGCGGCGCUUGGGGUACCGCACCCGCAGGGACAGCAGCGGAGCCCCGCGUACUCCACGCCGUUCGACUGCUCCUUUACCCGGGGAGCUCACGCUAGUGCUCUCGAUGCUUUGGGGCUUUAUUUCUGUUGGGGUUUAGUUCUGGGUAGGUGUUUUUUUUCCCUACCGAGCGGGAGGCGCCCCGGGGCCGGCCGUGGCCUGCUCCGCUGCGCCGGGUUGGCCCGCCAUCUUGUCGGCGUCCCCUCAGCGCCGCGGCGGAAGUGACGCCUGUGAGGCGCGCCGCGCGGAACAGGCGCCGUCGGCGACGCGCGGUGAUGACGCCGGUCGAGGCCCGGUAGCGGCGGGGGACGCGCUCGGCCGGCCGCCGCCAUGGGGGGAGGCGACCUGAACCUGAAGAAGAGCUGGCACCCGCAGACCCUGCGCAAUGUGGAGAAGGUGUGGAAAGCCGAGCAGAAGCAUGAAGCCGAGCGGAAAAAGAUCGAGGAGCUGCAGCGGGAGCUGCAGGAGGAGCGAGCACGUGAGGAGAUGCAGCGAUACGCAGAAGACAUGGGCACUGUCAGGAAAAGAGAAGAGAAGUUGGAGUGGAUGUACCAGGGUCCCGGAGGCAUGGUGAACAGAGAAGAAUAUCUUAUGGGUCGCCCAGUGGACAAAUAUGUCUUUGAGAAGACAGAAGACAAGGAUGCAGGCUGUUCCAAUGAGACAGGACUUCUCCCAGGCUCCAUUUUUGCCAAGACGGGCGCUAAUUCUGUCCUAGAUAUGGCAAACAAAAUCCGUGAGGAUCCGCUUUUCAUGAUAAGAAAGAGGGAGGAGGAAAAGAAGAGAGAAGUUUUGAAUAAUCCUGUUAAAAUGAAGAAGAUCAAAGAAUUGCUGCAAAACAGUUUAGACAAAAAAGAGAAGAAGAAGAAGAAAGAGAAGAAGAAGAAGCACAAGAAACAUCGACAUCGCAGUUCUAGCAGUGAAAGUGACAGCAGUGAUGAGGAGCGAGGCAAAAAUAAGUCUCAGAAGAGGAUGAACAGUUCCUCCUGGAAACCUGCUCCUUCCAAAGUCCCAGGAUAUGGUUUACAAGGUAGAGACUCUGACCAGAGCCAUAGGUCUCGGAGCUCUCCAGCUGCCGGCCAGGAGAGGGCCCCCCACAAGCAUCGGGAUCGCUCGAGGUCCAGGAGCCAGUCCCGCUCUCCUCAGAGACGCUCUAGCAAGAAGAAUUCAGAACAAUUUGGAUGCAGGGGGUCAAGAUCUCCUUCUAGACACAGUAAACAACAUAGCAGUCGGGACGAGAAAGGGAGAGCUAGAAGCCCUUCCCCUAAAAAGAGCUAUCGACGGCAGCAUACUCCAGGUUACACAAGAAGGAUCUCUCCAGAGGAACUAGAGCGUAAACGCCAGGAAAUGAUGGAAAAUGCUAAGUGGCGGGAAGAAGAGAGAGCAAACAACCUCAGGAAACACCGAAAGGAGGAGGAGCUGGAGCGAGAACUGGAGAAACUCGACUCCCGAGAUGGGAAGUUCUUCAAUCGCUUAAAACUAGAGAGUGCAUCUACUUCCACCCUAGAAGAUCGGGUGAAACGCAAUAUCCACUCCCUUCAGAGGACUCCUGCUGCCUUGGAAAAAAACUUUAUGCAGAGAUGAAACUUGUUCUUCCUCUGCUCCUGUGCAGAAGUUAAAUGGACGCUUAUUCCCAAAGGUGAGAGGCCUCCAGCACAGACUCGCUGCUCUCUACAGGAACAGUUACCAUCUCCCAAAGAGGCACUGGAUUUCUGUGCUGCAGCCCACAGCGUGUUCUGGACUUCUGGCAUUGUGAACACAUUUGUAAUGAGUAUGACCUUGCAAGCAAACCUUUGCUGGAGAACUCAUGAGCCUUUGUAUUCUAUUUUUAAUGGAUUGCCAGAUCUCUUCCUUCUCUCUCCACCUUGACCGGUGUCAUUUUUGUAUAUUGUUAUUACCAAAUUAUGCCAGGUGGUAACUGCUUUCUACAUUGGGCAGAUUGUCCGAGCUCUUUAUAUGACAGAGCAAAAGACCUAUUUUUGUUAGUCCUUAAAAAAUCGGAGGCUGAACAAAUUCACAUGUGAGUUAGUUUCAUGGAAUUUGAUAAAGCUGCAUGAGUAACGGACAAAAUCCUGUUCGAUACUGUCACCAUUUCAGGUGUGGGUUUGGAGGGUGGCGUUAGACAAGUCUGCAAAAUCUCUGUAGCCCGUUAUUUGGUUGCUCACAGAUUUGAAUGGUGUCUCACCCAAAGGAAGCUGCUCCAAAGGGAAAGGAAAAAUGAGCAGAGCAUAGCUGAUACAGCAGAUAUUUCUCUGGGAUUUUGUAAUGUAAGUAAUGUGUAUAUGUACAGCAGUGUAGAUUUUUUUUUUUUUUUUUUAACAUUAAGAAACUUUACUGUCAUUUUAAAA
This is a messenger RNA of Aquila chrysaetos chrysaetos, 2842 nucleotides long. RefSeq names its product CWC25 spliceosome associated protein homolog (gene CWC25). The record is from RefSeq and is a predicted model, not a curated record. Bases 828 to 2078 code for a protein of 416 amino acids. Gene Ontology annotation, cellular component: U2-type spliceosomal complex. The transcript has 10 exons. Gene Ontology annotation, biological process: mRNA splicing, via spliceosome. NCBI's taxonomy places the organism in Eukaryota, Metazoa, Chordata, Aves, Accipitriformes, Accipitridae.